Mercenaria mercenaria is the source of this 1914-nucleotide messenger RNA. RefSeq names its product baculoviral IAP repeat-containing protein 3-like. Gene Ontology annotation, biological process: negative regulation of apoptotic process; positive regulation of protein ubiquitination; regulation of cell cycle. Bases 22 to 1365 code for a protein of 447 amino acids. Gene Ontology annotation, cellular component: cytoplasm; nucleus. Gene Ontology annotation, molecular function: ubiquitin protein ligase activity; cysteine-type endopeptidase inhibitor activity involved in apoptotic process. The transcript has 5 exons. The record is from RefSeq and is a predicted model, not a curated record. Lineage: Eukaryota; Metazoa; Mollusca; Bivalvia; Venerida; Veneridae.
UCAUUCAAUUUAAAUUGUUCAAUGAAUAACGAGUGGACAAGAUAUCAGUCGUUUAAUGGCUUUCCCCAAUCUUCUUCAGUAUCCCCUAUCCGAUUAGCUAAAGCUGGAUUUUACUACACGGGAACACGGGAAGACGCUACUUGUUUCUGUUGUAGACUGACAAUCGGCACGUGGACUACAGAUGAAACUGUUUCUGAACUACAUCAGCGUCUUUCUCCACAUUGCCGUUAUUUGACAGGCGAAGACACAACGAAUGUCCCAAUACAUGGCGAGUCAUACUCGGAACAGGCUAAAGGGGAUAGAAAUGAAGCCGGGAACGUCUCUACGUCAAACACAAUUACCAAACUGGGUCAAAGACAAAACCCUAUCAUUUCAACUGGGGCAUAUGGGAACGUUAGAGAUAACGGUAGUCUUUGCGUUAGUGGUGUACGAACGAAUCACAGACAAUGUUUCUCAGAAAGGCUCACACUUCCACAACCAAACGGUCAAAUUGAGUACUAUCCAGGUAUCACUACACAAAAACCGAAACAUCCCGAUUACGCAAUUAAGGCUGUUAGACUGUCUUCUUUUUUAAACUGGUGCCAAGAUGUGAUGGAACCAGAACAUCUGGCAGAGGCAGGAUUCUAUAAUACAGGUGUUCAAGAUUGUGUACGAUGUUUUUUCUGUGGUGGUGGAAUGAAGAACUGGGAAAACGGUGACAAUGCAUGGAUAGAGCAUGCUAGAUGGUUUCCAAAUUGUGCAUACGUGAAACAAUGCAAGGGAGAAAAUUUUGUUACCAUGUGCCGCAUGGCAAAUAUCGACCACAUGACAGCUAAUGGUGAAAUGCAAAAUCUGGCCACAACAACAUGGAAUCUUGAAAGUUGCGGAGAACUUGUCGAAGACCAGUUGAUAGAAGACCUUAAUAGCGCAGCAGCCAAACUUGUCAUGGGUAUGGGAUACAAACAGGAAGAUGUAGAGCAUGCCAUUACAUUUGCGAGAGAGAAAUAUGGUUCAGCUGAAUUACGAGCACAGUAUAUCCUCGAAUCCCUGCUUGACAAUACCUAUAGCAGCAAUGAUGGAGCACGUGGUUACAGCAAUCAGACUAGUUGUGGCACAGACAAACAUUCUCCUAAUCAAGGAAGUACAUCAGAUAGCAGACUUGCUGAUGAAAAUAACAGUGAAAGUUCAGAAAAGCAUAAGCUAUUAGAAGAGAAUCGUCAACUGAGAAGUCAAAUGACUUGCAAAAUUUGUAUGGACAAGGACGCAUGUAUUGUGUUUCUACCUUGCGGUCACAUGGUUUCCUGCGUUGAAUGUGCGCAUGCGCUAAGAAAAUGUGCUGUUUGCAGAUCAUUAAUUCAGGGAACAGUAAGAGCUUAUCCAGCCUAAAGACACAGACACACAGCUUGUAAAAAUCCUUUACAUGAUUUAUUUAUUAUCAGAUAAUUAUUUUCUUUAAAGUGCAAUAUCUUUUUUACAUUAAAGUGUCAGAUAUGUUUUUAUCCCAACAGAAUUGAGACUUUAUUUCAAGUUCCUAAAUACAGUACUAUAUGGGAGUUAUUAUGAAUUUUAAACAAAAACAUUUCAAAAAUAUAUCUGUUCGGUUAACUUGUAGUUUUUAAUGUUUAUAUGAUAUAGUUAAUUUAAUAAUCUUUCAUUGAUUUUACUGUUUAUGAUAUACAUUUUGCAUUAAUUCGUAAAUGGCAUUGAAUAGAUAUGUCAGUUGUAUAUUAUUUUAUACAUUUAUUUAUCAAAGUUAUAUGUGUAUGUAUUUGCUGAUUUGACCUACAGUUGAUUUUAACCAUCAAGUCCAUGUUUGUUAUAGAAUACAGUCAAACUUGCAAGAUAGACCAGUUGCAUUAAGAGACUGCCUUUUCAGUUCCCUUUUUAUGUUAUUAAAGAAUAAAUUAUGUUGUAUUAAAGGACUGUUUCUCUUAG